Arachis ipaensis is the source of this 1319-nucleotide messenger RNA. The record is from RefSeq and is a predicted model, not a curated record. NCBI's taxonomy places the organism in Eukaryota, Viridiplantae, Streptophyta, Magnoliopsida, Fabales, Fabaceae.
CGACUGCAAUAGCAAAUUGAAACGACGUCGUUUCAUGCAUCAUACGCAUUAACAUGCCUUCAGUAUUUGGUGUGGCGUGUGACAGUGAAGAAGCCAAUUUGGUCAGCACUUAGCAGAGAGAAAGCAGAAAACCACCACCGUUUACGGCGAAAUGAAUCUGCCACCGGCACAGAUCCGGUGGCGCCCAGCCGCAAUCCCAUUCCUUGUGGCGGUUCUCGUUCUCGCCACUAUCUCUCCUUCCAUCGCAAUCUACUGCGACGAAGAUGAUUGCUACGAUCUGCUUGGGGUAGCACAGAAUGCUAAUGCUUCAGAAAUCAAGAAAGCUUACUACAAGCUCUCUUUGAAAUAUCACCCGGAUAAGAACCCUGAUCCAGAGUCCCGAAAGCUGUUUGUUAAAAUUGCCAAUGCUUACGAGAUUUUGAAGGAUGAGGCCACUCGAGAACAAUACGAUUAUGCAAUUGCGCAUCCGGAGGAGGUGUUCUAUAAUACUGCUCGUUAUUAUCAAGCAUACUAUGGUCACAAGACGGAUCCCCGUGCUGUCUUGGUCGGCCUCCUUCUUAUUCUUUCAGCUUUCCAGUAUCUAAAUCAAUCCACAAGUUAUCUUCCUACUUGCCUUUAGGCUGUAGCCAUGGUAAAGAAGACACCGGCAUAUAAAAAUAGAUUGAAGGCACUGGAACUGGAGCGCAGUGGGGGGAAUACAAACAAGAAGAAGAGUCAGAAGAAUACGGACAAAAAAAUGGUGGAAGACCUCAGCAAUGAACUUGAGCUGCAGAUAACAGGAGCUGAAAAGCCCUCAUUUUGGAAACUACUUGGUGUCCAAUUUGUGCUUUUACCUUAUACAUUAGGAAAGAUGCUGUUGUGGACUGGUUGUUGGAUUUGGAGAUAUAAAGUGAAAAAGUGCUCAUAUUCUUCUGAAGAUGCUUCAUAUCUGACACGAAGGGCCCUUUGUAUUCCGGACGAUAGAUGGAGAAAUAUGGAUGAAGCAACAAAGGAAGAUCUGCUGCUAAGACGCUUGUGGGAGAAAUCAAAUUUUGAAAGGUAUGUAGCUGAGAUGCGAAAAGAAUCGAAGCGUAGAAGAUAGCUGCUCAAUGUUUCUGAAAUUGAACUGAAGUACGUGCUAAUUUAAAAUCGGAUUGCUGCAAGUUGAUUUCAUUUUUAUGGUUGUAUUGAGGGUAGGGGGUUAAAAGAUAGUAGAAUUAUUCCUGUCAACCACGAAACUGUGGAUUCAUAAAAAGGAUAUACGAGUUUAUAAUAGUUUCUCAGUGUUUAUAAACUGUACUCAUUACAGAAAACGGAUUAGCGAUUGCUUAUUCUUUCAA